Ornithorhynchus anatinus (platypus) is the source of this 2181-nucleotide messenger RNA. It is a transcript of the gene NUAK1, whose product is annotated as NUAK family kinase 1. Lineage: Eukaryota; Metazoa; Chordata; Mammalia; Monotremata; Ornithorhynchidae. The coding region runs from base 1 to 1986 and encodes 661 amino acids. The transcript has 7 exons. Gene Ontology annotation, molecular function: tau-protein kinase activity; protein serine/threonine kinase activity; ATP binding. Gene Ontology annotation, cellular component: cytoplasm. The record is from RefSeq and is a predicted model, not a curated record. Gene Ontology annotation, biological process: intracellular signal transduction; microtubule cytoskeleton organization; protein phosphorylation.
AUGGACGGGGCUGCGGCGCCCGCCGGCGGCCCGCUCGGCUCGGGGCCCCCGCCCGACAGCACGGAGGCCUUCCCGGCGGCGGCGGCGGGCGGCGGGGAGGUGCGGAAGCAGCAGGGGGUGAAGCGCCAUCACCACAAGCACAACCUGAAGCAUCGCUACGAGCUGCAGGAGACCCUGGGCAAGGGCACCUACGGAAAAGUCAAGCGGGCCACCGAGAGGUUUUCCGGCAGAGUGGUUGCAAUAAAAUCCAUUCGCAAGGACAAAAUUAAGGAUGAACAAGACAUGGUUCACAUCCGACGGGAGAUUGAGAUCAUGUCAUCCCUCAACCAUCCUCAUAUCAUCAGUAUAUAUGAAGUGUUUGAAAACAAGGAUAAGAUUGUGAUUAUCAUGGAAUAUGCCAGUAAAGGCGAGCUAUAUGAUUACAUCAGCGAGAGGCGAAGGCUCAGCGAAAGAGAAACAAGACAUUUCUUCCGGCAAAUAGUCUCUGCCGUCCACUACUGUCACAAGAGCGGUGUCGUCCAUCGGGACUUAAAGCUGGAAAACAUCUUGCUCGAUGACAACUGCAACAUCAAGAUUGCUGACUUUGGCCUCUCCAAUCUGUACCAAAAGGAUAAAUUUCUUCAGACGUUCUGUGGCAGCCCACUAUACGCGUCCCCCGAAAUUGUCAACGGGAGACCUUACCGAGGCCCAGAGGUUGACAGCUGGGCUUUGGGUGUGUUGCUUUACACUCUGGUUUAUGGAACGAUGCCUUUCGACGGCUUUGAUCACAAAAAUCUAAUCCGGCAGAUCAGCAGUGGAGAGUACCGUGAGCCAACGCAGCCUUCAGAUGCCCGAGGCUUGAUCCGCUGGAUGCUGAUGGUGAAUCCUGAACGGCGGGCCACCAUCGAGGACGUUGCCAAUCACUGGUGGGUCAACUGGGGCUAUAAGAACAGCGUCUGCGACUGCGAUGCCCUGAGAGACUCCGAGUCCCCGCUGCUGGCCCGGAUCAUCGACUGGCAUCACCGGUCCACGGGCCUGCAGGCCGAGGCCGAGCCGAAGGGCAAGGGCCUGGCCAAAGCCGGGAGCUCAGAAGCACCCCUGGAACGGCAGCGGUCGCUGAAGAAAUCCAAGAAGGAGAAUGACAUCGUGCAGUCCGGCCAGGAGGGCUCGGCGGAAAGCCCGUCCAAGUCUGGCUCCAAGAGGCCCAAGAGCAUCUUGAAGAAGAGGAGCAACAGCGAGCACCGAUCCCACAGUGCCGGGUUCAUCGAGGGGGUGGUCAGCCCCGGGCUCCUCCCCACUGCCUUCAAGCUGGAACAGGAGUUGUGCAGUAGGACCGGGGGCGCCCUGCCGGGGAAGGCCGAGGGGGAUGGCCCAGGCCCACACGGACCCAAGCAGGCAGCCACCAUGCCCAAGAAAGGGAUCUUAAAAAAGACCCAGCAACGAGAAUCCGGCUACUACUCCUCUCCGGAGCGCAGCGAGUCAUCCGAGCUGCUGGACAGCGAUGCCGGACCGGGGGCCGGCGACACCUCCCCUGGGGCGGGAGGCCCCACGAGGUUAGGCUCCCCCAGCCUCGCUUACCGCAGGAAGGGCAUCCUGAAGCACAGCAGCAAGUAUGCCGCCGACGGCAUGGACUCGGCCCCGGUCAGCCCCGACCCGCCCGCGCCGGAAGCGAUGGAGGAGGCGGUCGGGCCGGGGGACGGCCUCUCCCGAAGUUACAGUCGCCCUUCCAGCGUGAUCAGCGACGACAGCAUCCUGUCCAGUGACUCCUUUGACUUGCUGGACUUGCAGGAGAACCGGCCCACCCGGCAGAGGAUCCGGAGCUGUGUUUCUGCCGAGAACGUCCUCCAGAUCCAGGAUUUCGAGGGGCUCCAGAACCGCCCCCGCCCCCAGUACCUGAAACGCUACCGGAACCGACUGGGAGACAGCAGCUUUUCCCUGCUUGCGGACAUGGACGAUGUGACUCAGGUCUACAAAAAAGCUCUAGAGAUCUGCAACAAGCUCAACUAGCCAGCGGGGAGGCUGGGGCGGAUGAGGGCGGGGCAGGACGGGAUCACGUACCUUUAUGGGGGAAGUGAGCUGCCUGGUGACUGGUUGGCUGACAGUGGCGAGGCUCUGGAACCAGCCUGCAAUCGGCUGAUACAAAAAAUCCUACAAGUAGGUCAAGUGGCAUAGACCCUGAAGAAUUAAAAAAUCCACCCGUGA